This is a messenger RNA of Salvia splendens (bonfire salvia), 1736 nucleotides long. Its product is annotated as Leucine-rich repeat protein kinase family protein. Lineage: Eukaryota; Viridiplantae; Streptophyta; Magnoliopsida; Lamiales; Lamiaceae. Bases 1 to 1611 code for a protein of 536 amino acids. Gene Ontology annotation, molecular function: protein kinase activity; ATP binding; protein binding. The transcript has 2 exons. Gene Ontology annotation, biological process: protein phosphorylation. The record is from RefSeq and is a predicted model, not a curated record.
AUGGCAAAAAAACUCAUCAUCUUCAAAAUCCUAAUCACAAUCUCAAUUGCAAUCCCCACCGCAUCCUCCGCAACGGUGGUGGAAGACCUCAACAACCUCCAGCCGCCGCCGGAUUUCAACGCCACCAUCACAAACAACUGCCGCCGCAACCCCUCCCUCCGCUACUGCAACUCCUCUGCCUCCCUCAACCUCCUACUCAUCUUCAAGUCCACCAUCGUCGCCGCCCAUCUCUGCAACCUCUCCAACAACCCCAAUUGCGUCGACUCCUUCCCCAAAAUCGACCUCCGCGCCCGCCCCCGUCUCGCCCCCCUCUACCUCUCCUUCGAUUUCUUCUGGAGAUUCUGCCCCUUGUCGAUCCAAUCCGUCGAUUUAUCCAACAAUUCGUUGGUCGGAAGCUUCCCCGAAGAUGUUUUGGGGUGCGCACAGAUCCGGUCGCUCGAUUUGAGCCUCAAUCGCCUCUCCGGCGAGUUUCCGGUGGAGAAGGUUUCGUCGUCUCUCCCGAAUUUGACUUCUCUCAACGUAUCGGAUAAUGGCUUCUCCGAGUGUAGGGUCUCGGAGGUGCGGUUCUUCGGCCGUUUUAAUUCGUCGGGUUUUGUGCAUUCCGGCUUGAUUCCGGAACACCGGGAGCUGAGGAUCAGGACGGUGGUGUUUCUGGUCGGUUUCCCGGUUGUGGUGAUCGCUACCGUCCUGUUUUUCAUGUGGCUCUGUUUUUGGCGGAAAAAUUGCGGGAGGGGGGAAUUCGAAUUCGAGGUGAGGGCGGUGGAGGAGGCGAUUGGCGGAUUAUUGAGGCGGAAUUUGGCGGGAAAAUCAGAUUCGGAUUUGGGUAGGGUUUAUAGGGGUGUUUUGAGGGAUGGGAGGGUGGUGGGGAUUGGGGUUGUUUAUUCGGGGGAGAAAGCGGCGGCGAGGGAGGUGAGGAGGAGAUCCGUGGAGAGGUGCGAGGUGAUAGUGCGGCUGCGGCACCGGAACGUUGUGCGGGUGUUGGGGUGGUGCGAUAGCCGGAGAUUUGUGGCGGUGGUGAUGGAGUGGAUUGAUGGCGGUGGGGGCGGGAGGAGGAAUUUGGGGACGUGGAUUAAGGAUUGCGCACCGCCGUGGAAGCAGAGGGUACAAGCGAUCGUGGGGAUCGCUGGCGCGGUUCGUUAUUUGAGUGGGGAAUGCCCUCAAAUUGGGUAUAGUCUUAGGGCGGGAGAUGUGGUGGUGUCGAAAAACGGAGAUCCGGUUAUAACUAGAUUCGAAUUCGACGAUGAUAACGACGAUGAUGAUAAUGAUGGUGAUCGUAGCUGUGCAAAGAGAAUGUGUGAGUUUGGGGUGUUAGUCUUUGAGAUACUAAUGAAUAGGUGGGAUUUGGGGAGGAGAGAGAGGGAGAGCGGGAUUGUUGAGUGGGUGAAGGUGAAUUGCGCGGGAAAUGUGGAGGAUUUGAUCGACGAGAGGGUGGAGAGGACGGCUGAGAUGGUGGCCGAGGCGGCACAAAUGGUGGAAUUAGGGCUGAUUUGCAUGGAUCUGUCGAGGAGGCGGCGGCCGAGUUGGGAGAAAUUCCGGCAAGUGCUUUUGAGGAUCUCUCAUCACGCACAUAGAGGAGGAGGGCACGAACAUGUUCAUCACAGACAACAUUAGUAGAUUCAAUGGCGAUCUAAAAGGCCAUGGUCGAUAGAUCUCAGAGCUUGCUAGGAGAACUUUACUAUUUUGACUUUUGAGGUGCUCCUGGUUUUACAAUAAGACAAAUAACAAUGAAGAUUUGA